Molecule: messenger RNA, 2169 nt
Organism: Ectocarpus siliculosus
Lineage: Eukaryota; Phaeophyceae; Ectocarpales; Ectocarpaceae
Source: the annotation of a GenBank genome assembly
AUGGGGCAGCGUCACUCCCCAGGACAUCGCCAGGCAAUGCUUCAAGAGUUCCUCCGAUCAAGAGAAGGCAACGAGAUGAUCGGAGAUCUCUCGGAGGGACUAGAAGCCCGUCGGGAUGACCUCAUCUGUCCGGACCCGUCCCGGUGCCACCCCAGGACGCCAGAGGACCGAGCGGCCCUGCAGAGUGGAAGCGUGGUGGUCAAGGGCUUCCGCGCGAAGCUUCCACCGCAAGCCGUGUCGGAGCUCGUGGCGCUAUCUGACGAGCUGGACAUCAACGAGGUGGUGUGCGUGGACCUGUGGUCACAGGUGAACGAGCCUUGGCAGAGGCGGGCGCUGGAGAAAAGGCUGUCCGACCCGGCGGGGAGCCUGAGCGAAGACCUUCCGCUGGCCGCACGGAAGCUCUUCUACCUGGAGCGCCGCAACCUGCUCAUGUUCGAGGCGGAGCUGUUCAAGGCGGCACUGGUGGAAGACCUGUCUCCGGCGAAAAAGGCGGUGAUCGAUCGCGAGAUCUUCUCCCUCCUCGAGAAGGACCUAGCCUCCAACCUCAUGAGCUUCGUCGCCAAGCUCUUGGGCCCCGAGGGGAUACGCCGAACCACGUCCCCUUCCUCAACGGCGGCGAUGUUGGGCAGCUCUCAGGCGGGUGCCCCGACGGGACUCUUCGGUGCGGCCCCGGCGGCCACGGCGGCACCGGCGCCUGGACAGGCCGGUGGAGCGGCGGCGGCGGCGGCGGCAGCGGGUAGCAUGUCGGAAGGGGCGGCGGAGCGGCGGGAGGAGUUCAUGCUGGACUCGCUUGUCUGCGCGGUGGAAGUCUUGUUCUUCAUCUACUACUCGUACCAGAUUAAGCCGGACGAGGCGAAGCAGCUAGUGACCCUCGUCGAGACCGCGGGGCGCGAGCUCCUCGCCCUCCAGAAGACCGUCGCAGAGGCCGACGGCAUCCCACCCACCGCCACCCCCGCUACCGCUGGUGGCGGCGGGCUCCAUUACACCAACGGCCUCUCCGGCUACGGGUUCGGCCAUGGUGCUACCGCUGCCGGCGCUACCGCUGCCGCCGCCGGCGUAACGGGGUCUUUCGGGGCCUUCGGCGGCGGCGGCGGCGGCGGUGGCGAUGAGGCCGAGAGGCAUCGGGACGUGUUCCGUCUUUGCGCGGCGCUGGAGGUCACGUCCGUUCUUCUGUGCACCCUUUCCAUGGCGCUAAGUCAGAACAACGCGCUGUACAGCCGGAGUGUGCCGGGCGCAAAGAACAACGGCAGCAACGCUCUCAACGCGCUCGCGCUUGUCGUGGGCGGCGGGGGCGGUCAGCCCUUGGGUGAUGGGGACAAGGAAGUAAUCCUGCAUCUCAACAAGGAGAUCUGCUCUCGCGAGUGGGACCACUCACAGGUCCAAGGAGCGGUGAUGAUGGUGUGGGCCUCCUUCAUCGCUCCCUUCGCCUCGGGGGGGCAGACGGUCGCCGACACCGACGCCGACAAGCAGCUCCAGCAGGUCAUGGCUGCCGCCGCCGUGAACGGGGCGGUGAAGUUCUUGAGGGGGCCGGUGCUGACCGUUUUGCGUCGCCCCCCGUUUGCCGCGCGGAGCGUGGCCCCAAGACCGUUCUACCUCGAAGCGCUGUCCGGCCUGGCGGCGACCUAUGUCGGCAUCCUUCUCGACGCGAAGAGGAACUGCCGCUUCCCGUACCGGUUCAAGGAGCAGCUGGACCACCUGCGGGCGAACUGGAACCACAGCGUCAACGCCGGGGGUCCCGGGGUCGCUCCCGAGUUGUUGUCGCAGCUGAGGAAGGAGGACACGCUGGAGGACCUCAUCUUCUGGACGGGGCAGCUCUCGGAGGCGCACCCCGAGUUCGCCGAUAAGAGACUGUGGCUGGAGCGCGACGACGAAUCCCUGCCGACGUUCUUCUCGGCGAUGGCGACGCCAGUCGAGCACAGAGAUACUCUCGGUCCGCUGCUGUGCUUUCUGGGUGGGGCCGCACUCACGACACCGGAGCAGGUCCACGGCCUGAUGGAGCGCGCUGAGUGCGGCUGGAGCUUCUUCAUCCGCAACCUGGCAAGCAUAACGGAGUCGCUUCGUCCGUCCCCGCCGGCUCCACAGCUUCGGCCCCUGGGUGCCAACGGCGCGGUCUCGCGCGCGGCGGCGGCGGCGGCGGCGGGCCCUGCUCCUAUCAGGUUCUGUGGUUGA